AUUUUGGUGCUGAUGUUUGCCGGAGCAUCCUUGGCGGCCACCUGGUUCACUCUCACCUGCCUGACCAGGCUUACUCACCUGCCCUCCACUCAAGCCACUCUCUACACCUCCUGCAUCCUGGUGGGUAUCUUCAUCAACAGCAGUGUGCCCAUCUUCUUGGAGCUGUUCAUUGAGACGGUUUACCCUGUUCCUGAGGGCAUCACCUGCGGAGUGGUCACCUUCCUCAGCAACCUCUUCACUGGACUUUUGCUGUUUUGCCUCACCUUUUACUUUACAGAGCUGUCCUGGUUGAACUGGUGUCUGACAGGCUCCUGCAUCUUCAGUCUCCUGCUCCUCCUCUUCUUCAGGGAAUCUUACGACCGCCUCUAUUUGGACGUCUUUGUCUCUGUCUGAGCACACCACUUGAGCUUUUCUCAGUCGACUGAAGGCUUGUCUUUUUAUGGGCACUAUAUUCCAGCAGAGUGCAGAGAAAGGCCACACAGCAUGUUGCUCACUUUUAUGGAUCUGUAAUUUUGGGGAAAAAUUUGUAGUUGUGAAAUAUAUGACCAGCAGUGGUAGCAGUGCAUUGUGUACCCAUCAUAACUAACAGCGAGAACUCAGACCUGACGAAUGAGGUGUAGAUAUUGACCUUUCUACUUGACAUUUUGCCUCCUGGAUGCAUCCCUUUUGUACUGUAUAUUUUAUUUUGUUCUUCUUUUUUUAAUACGAUUAAUGUAAAUUAUGUGUUUACAUACUGGCACAAUAUAAGGGAUUUUAUUGCAUAGAGAGUCACAGGCGGAUCUACUUACGGAUUUGGUAGUUCCCCACGGUGAUGACUCCUCUAGUGCUCUCACCACAUCUAAUGGGAGUGUAAUGGAUAAUUAUAGACAAGCUCAAUUAGCCCGCUGGCGAGAGCUAUGGCCGUCUGUGGACGGGGACCUCUUAGAGCUGUAGUGUCACUUGUGAAUAGCCUGUGGGAUCCAAGCUUUAAUUGACCUGUGAUAGGACUGUCAAUAAGUGGCAUACGUUGUGGUCUUCUUGUUUUCCUUAUCCACCUAUAUUAUGCAAAGGAUAAUUCCCUCCGCUGUGGGGUUUCGGUAAUCACCUUGCAGCCAUUAGUCCGAUCCUGGGUCACAUUAUCUCAAGCUGUCAGAGGUCCUUGUUUAUGUGAUGAGGGAACUAUAGUAUCUAUGUUUAGUUAGUCGCUUGUGUUCCUCCCAUUCUCAUGUGAUGGCUUGGUUUAUAGCUGUAGCAUGCGCACAGUGGGUGUCUGUUGCACAAGCCUUUUAGAAUUUUAUGCAAUCGAUCAUGUAUUUAACUGUAAUUUAUUAACUCAUUUUAGGGAUUAAUACACUAAUAUUGACAAUAAGGGAUUGUUAAUGGUUUUUAUGUCUGAGGACUGUUGCAGAAGAGCAUUGAAACAUGACAUUAUGAAGAGCUGGAACUGUACAACACUUAUCACCAGCAAUAAUAGCCAUGUUUCGGUAGCCUCUCGUGAUUUGUGGCAUAACCUAAUGCAAAAAUGAGUGCAAUACUCCCUCUCGAGAUUAAAAUACAGCCUGUCGUAUGACCCGUGCACACACUAGGCUGUUCUCUUCUGCAUUUUUGAGCAACACCAUGAAAAGGGAGCCCAUUUGAAUCUGGACUGGCGAAAUUUGACAGAUUUGAAGGAAUCUCCGUCUGCUUUUGGAUUUAGUGUUGACUCCAGUGGAACUGAUUGACGGGGAAGGAAAAGCAUUUUAUGGACGCCCUGAAUCCCACGUUUCCACAGAUGUUCCAACUGAGAACUUUGGACGCACUCGUGGUUCUGUUCUUCUCUGGGAAGAGCCUGCAUGUGAAUCACCUUUCUGUGUCUUGGUACCAUUUUACCUGUCGUUAACGUUGCCUUAAUUAACAGUGACCUUUGUUCUGUCCUCCUCUUCACUGUGAUGUGCGUGCCGUGCUGCGGUCGGUGCUUGUGCUCUGUUCUGUCACUGUAAUGUUAAUUGUAAGUGGCACUAGAGAGGCGUACGUGCCCCUGUCCGUGUGCAGAUAACAUGUCAAAGAUUUUUAGCACCUUAUUAAAAAGAUGUUUUAAAAAAGGAAUCAUGUUUUAUUCUCCUCUCUUUCUUUAAAAUUGUAUUCCAGCUUGAAGUGUAUAAUGAGGAACCAUGAAAAUAGUAGAUAUUUCUGACUCUGAAAUAUGAUUGGAUAAGCCAUGAUUGAUUGAUUGAUUGAAAUAGUGUGAAACAGCCUUUAGAAAACACGUUGCCGAACCUUCGAGGAAAUAACGUUUCGUUUCCAAUAAAUGAGUUAUCAUGGGUGUCUAUAAGAUGAGCUCAUGUUUGGAGUUUGCACACACUCCCAUGAUGCCCCACGCCCUUCAAAGCAUGAGAUCAUAGAUGACAUCAGGAUGGAGAGUGGGCGUCCACAGCCAGUAUGUGUACUCAGGAGCUGUUAACAUAUUGUGUGGUACACCAGCCAAAAAACCUGCGGUUUACAUGCAAGCCUAUAGAUCACGCUUCUCAUAGAUUUUCUCUUUUCUCUGUGAAUUUUGCCUAUGUAUUGUAUACAUUAAAAUAUCUUUUUAAUUUAA
Molecule: messenger RNA, 2554 nt
Organism: Carassius auratus (goldfish)
Lineage: Eukaryota; Metazoa; Chordata; Actinopteri; Cypriniformes; Cyprinidae
Product: disrupted in renal carcinoma protein 2-like
Exons: 3
Coding region: 13-393 (126 amino acids)
Cellular component (GO): membrane; intracellular membrane-bounded organelle
Source: RefSeq, a predicted model, not a curated record